AUGGCUACGGUCAGGUACAACCAUCCGGUUUCGAGCGGAGAUCUGAUACCACGAAUCGACGCACCUGAAUAUGUCGGUUCUGAGGUUGGUCUUCAUGGCCAGGACCACAAGGACCUCCAUCUGCCGGUCAUCAUACAUGAAGACGUGUCAGACUUGAUUGAUCAUCAGUUUGAUACGAGCAAUGAACCAGCGGACACGGACACAUCCACAGCUCUGGCCGCAAUCAGGGGACAGGGACUGCCACGCACAAAGGACCUGCCGAAGUCUACUCCAGAACCCAGCGAGAUUACCGAUCACGGGCAUCAGAGAUAUAACGAGUUGAAGAACGAGAACCUUGUUCCACGGUUUCCAGUAGACGACGAUGAACUCGAAGGCAAUCUCUCGGACCUAAUCUUUGAGGCAAGCUGUGAAAACUCUCAGGAUAGACAGGAGUUUCUGCCAAAAAGUCAACUGGACAGACUGAUUCAUCCCAAUUCAGUUCGCCUGGAGCUCAAAAGACAACUGCCAGAUCUUACAGAGGACACCAUCAGGUCUUACGCCAAUCGCAUCUGCCACGGUAGAGCUGAAACAAUCGAGGAAAGUACCACAGAGGAUUUAGUCAAGUCGUAUCAGAAAGUAUUCGCGGUCCUAGUCCUCGUCAAUAAGGUUAAUACUAUUGAGAGGUUUCUCGAAGAAGGUCUGUGCGACGCAGACUUGCCACUUCAAAGAUAUUCCAGGAAGAAGGAUGCCGACCGUCGCAAAUUGGAGUUACGGCGCAAGAAGCAACCAGGCCGUCGGCUGGAUUGCUUCAAGUCAUGGAAACAAGUUACCAUUAGGCACUUUGAGCAGUACCAAUGGGCUGUAGUUCCUCCAUUUUUCACCAAGGGUAAGAGAAAGAACGUACAACAUUACGUUCUUGAGCCAUCGACGGUGCUGCCAUUCAUCUUCACCGAUAAUGCGAGUGGCGACCAUCAGGGCGGUUACAGCCGAGUUUACGAAGCUGAUAUCCACCCGGACCACCACAAUUUCAAUGGUUCUCAAAGGAAUGAGCAGGACACAUCAAAGAACACCUUUGCAAUUAAACGGCUACAAGACUCAACAAGCAAAGAAGCGUUCCAAAAGGAAGUACAAAUCUUGAAGAGAUUCAGUGGAGAUGCCCACCCACAUCUCAUUUCUCUACUUGCGACAUUCGAGCGGAGUGGCAUAUUCUACUUGAUAUUCCCAUGGGCAGGAGCUGAUUUGAAGACUUACUGGGAGUCCAAGAAUCCGAGGCCAGCCUACAACGUGGAGACUGUCAUCUGGAUGGCAGAACAGUGCGGUGGCCUGGCCGAAGGUCUCACCAGACUUCACCAGUACGAGACCGGGCUCAACGACAAAACAGACUCCCCCAAAAAUGAGUAUCUAGCGCCAAAUGUUUUUCUUAAUGGUGGCAAAGACUCUGGGAGACCUGGUCCACUUUAUGGGCGGCAUGGUGACAUUAAGCCCGAGAAUAUUCUUUGGUUCCCUGAUCCAAAGGUCCCAGGUCACAAGGGAACCCUGAAAAUCUCAGAUUUCGGGCUUUCCGAACUCAACAGUCGGUACAGCAAGUCACAGAGAAGUCAAGUCCCGAAUUCACCAGGCUAUCGACCCCCUGAAUGCGACUUGAGGAAGAAAAUCAUCAAACAGUCAUACGAUAUCUGGACACUUGGCUGCCUUUACCUAGAGUUCAUCACAUGGACGGUGUAG
Molecule: messenger RNA, 1704 nt
Organism: Colletotrichum siamense
Lineage: Eukaryota; Fungi; Ascomycota; Sordariomycetes; Glomerellales; Glomerellaceae
Gene: cdk8
Product: putative cyclin-dependent kinase 8
Exons: 5
Coding region: 1-1704 (567 amino acids)
Biological process (GO): peptidyl-serine phosphorylation; peptidyl-threonine phosphorylation
Molecular function (GO): protein serine/threonine kinase activity; ATP binding
Source: RefSeq, a predicted model, not a curated record